Messenger RNA from Lemur catta (Ring-tailed lemur), 3168 nucleotides. RefSeq names its product syntaxin 2 (gene STX2). Gene Ontology annotation, cellular component: SNARE complex; plasma membrane; synaptic vesicle. Bases 176 to 1039 code for a protein of 287 amino acids. NCBI's taxonomy places the organism in Eukaryota, Metazoa, Chordata, Mammalia, Primates, Lemuridae. Gene Ontology annotation, biological process: intracellular protein transport; synaptic vesicle fusion to presynaptic active zone membrane; exocytosis. The transcript has 10 exons. Gene Ontology annotation, molecular function: SNARE binding; SNAP receptor activity. The record is from RefSeq and is a predicted model, not a curated record.
GCAGAGCGCGCGGGCCACGGUUGCCGUGGCAGCGCCGGCCGAGCUGAGGGCUGCGGGCGCGGCGCCGGCACCGCGGCGGUCUGAGGCGGCGACGCGGCGACCCCGGGGCCCGCGGCCCGGCCCGAGGCGGCGGGGGCAGGCCUGAGGGGCGGGGCGCGCCGCCCGGCCGGCGGGGAUGCGGGACCGGCUGCCGGACCUGACGGCGUGUAGGAAGAAUGACGAUGGAGACACAGCUGUCGUGGUUGAGAAGGACCAUUUUAUGGAGGAUUUCUUCCACCAGGUCGAGGAGAUUAGAAACAGUAUCAGUAAAAUAGCUCACUAUGUUGAAGAAGUAAAGAAAAACCACAGCAUCAUUCUUUCUGCACCAAACCCGGAAGGAAAAAUUAAAGAAGAGCUUGAAGAUCUGAACAAAGAAAUCAAGAAAACGGCUAAUAAAAUUCGAGCCAAGUUAAAGGCCAUCGAACAAAGUUUUGAUCAGGAUGAGAGUGGGAACCGGACCUCAGUGGAUCUUCGGAUACGAAGAACCCAGCACUCGGUGCUGUCUCGGAAGUUUGUGGAAGCCAUGACGGAGUACAACGAAGCGCAGACGCUGUUCCGGGAGCGCAGCAAGGGGCGCAUCCAGCGUCAGCUGGAGAUAACCGGGAGGACCACCACGGACGCGGAGCUGGAGGAGAUGCUGGAGAGCGGGAGGCCUUCCGUCUUCACGUGCGACAUUAUAUCAGAUUCACAAAUUACCAGGCAAGCUCUCAGUGAGAUCGAGUCUCGUCACAAGGACAUCAUGAAGCUGGAGACCAGCAUCCGCGAGCUGCACGCCAUGUUCAUGGACAUGGCCAUGUUCGUGGAGACCCAGGGUGAAAUGAUCAACAACAUAGAAAAAAACGUUAUGAAUGCCGCAGACUAUGUAGAACAUGCUAAAGAGGAAACUAAAAAAGCUGUUAAAUAUCGCAGCAAAGCGAGAAGGAAAAUGAUGUUCAUUAUUAUUUGUGUAGUUAUAUUGCUUGUGAUCCUUGGAAUUAUCCUAGCAACAACAUUGUCAUAGCAACUUCAUGCCGAGAGCUGCUUAUCCUUGGAGAUUCAGACCACAUCUGUACCAAAGUCAACAUCCUGUCGUUUAUGGAAUGCAUCUUAGACAUUGUGGCAGGGCAUUGGGUGUGACUUCUUAAUUGGUGAAUUUGAGGAGAAAGCACAACAGAAUGUCUUGUCCAGUGAAGCACGGAGCAGAAUGGAUGUGUGGAGUGAAAUGUCCUCGGACUCUAAAUAACACACCACAAAACUUUAACAAUGUGAAACUUGUUUCCAUGGCCUUGGAAUAAGAAAUUAUUGAAAAUUUCAAUUUUUAAAAAUAUUUCAGUGUUAAAAAUGUAUGUGAAGUUUAAUUAGGAAUAUUUUUAUGUUGUGAAGCUAUUAGAUUUCAAGUCUAAGACUUUCCUUCCUACCCUUCUCCCAGCUAAUAUAUGCUAAUUAAGAGACAUUUUGUACUAUGUUUAAUUUGUGUUUACUUAUUGUUUGAAGAAACAGUUUUUAUCACAGAGCUGUUUUGUAAGAUAUCUGUAAUUUUAAAUGUUCAUAAAUUGCUUAAUAUAUUAACAUCUUAAUUUACCCCAUUUUAUACACUAAAUAUCACCUUUUCAAUGAAAUAGGAAGCUUCAUGAUUAUCAGAACCGUCUUUGUACAGUUGUUUACAAAGUUUGCCGUUGUCAUAGGAAACGUUGGUUGCAAAGCCGGGCAAACGUCAAGGGCCUUCUGUAGCGCCGGUCGGCAAGGUCGGGACGCCGGACACCCUCCAGCAAGGUCUCGACCACUUAGCUCCACUUCCACCUGUCCGUUGGCCCAGGGUAAUCAACAAUCAGCGGCUGCACUGUAAAGACGACGCCGCUUUGUCGCUGUUGUGGGGUUUGUGUUUCCCUGUUCACGUUAACAAAGUCUGAAGUUAAGGUGGCGAUGAAACCGAGGUUUAGUGCUCUAUAAACUCAAGGAAAUUAUUCCUAGACAUUAAGCAGUUCUUACAAAUUUAAACUAUUGUACAGAUCACUUAAAUGUUCUUGUUAAGUACCUAACAUUUUGCCGAACUUUAAAAGUUAAUUCCCAAAGUUUAUAGGGAUCUAUGAUAAUUAAACAUUUUUAUUGCUCAUUAUUGUUUUUAGGAUAAUAAUAGGAUUUAUUUUUAGCUUAUAAUACGUGUGAGCUAGAGAGUGCACAUCUAUUAAGACAGUAACUAGUCAGAAUUCUAGAUGAAUAUGUGAAGGAGACCCAGAAUGUAGUUACCUCGUGCUACGCCUGUAUGUGAUUGUAUAAGCAUGUGACUAUAUUUUAACAUUUGUUUGGCUUGAAACUAGCGUAUCUGUGCUCGAUUCAAACAAUAAGUCUGGGCAAUAUUAGACAGUUUAGAAACUGUGUUCCUUAUGUAAUACAAUUAUGAAUUUCACUCGCUUAUAACUUAUCCAUCCGCUUAGCUUAGACCUAGGUCUGUCUGUAGCAUUUCACGUCCACAGCUCCUCACUGUGUGCUCAGAAUUACUGUAGGAGUAUUCUGGAGAUAUAUAUAAAUAUAUGUAUUUUAUUUUUUGGUCUUUAAAUAGCCUGCCAGUAGUAUGUGCUCACUGAUUUGUGGUUAAGCUGAAGGUAUAACUUGUCUUGAAGGGUAUCGAUGUAUCCAGAGAUCAUGCAUGUACUGAUACAACCUCUGCACACUUGUGCACGGAAUCAUGUCCACGUGCAGAGGCCUCUGCUCCUGAGGACCCGUCUGCAUCCAUGUCGCGCUUCAAGCUUAGUCUUCUUGGUCCUCGCUGCUCGUAACACUGCUCGUUGUGUUUGUUCAAGUUGUUCUUCCUAGAUUUGAAGUAUUUACUGAAUUUGUGUUUUUAUAGUCGAAGUUAUGGAAAUGUUUUUUUUAUUAUAUUUAGAUAUUUAAGUCAGUUAUCGAAUGACACAUUUGUAUGUCUAAGCUUCAUGUACCUACUAUUUGAAAUCAGAUUUUUAAAAAUAUAUUUACAGAUUCAUUUAUUACUUUUUAUCAUUUCUUCAAAUAUUUCAUGUUUACAUUAAAAAAAAUUUCCAGAGAAGCAAAAAAGAAGUAUUUACUUUCUGUCUUGCUAUCCAUGUCUGGAAAGAUUUUUGGGGAGAUAUUUUAUUGCAUAUCCAUUAAUAAAUUGUCAUACUAAGGAAAUUA